GACAAGAAGGAGGACCCAUGGCAGGAAGCCGAGCCGCCGAAGCCGACAUCAUGGCUACCUAUGCCGAGCUUGAAAACGAUCCGAAGGCUCGCAAUCUGGAAUCUGCCCUGGAGCAAGCCCUCAAGGAAGCCGUCGACGAUGACACUUAUCGGACGGUCAAACGGAUGAGCUACUCGAGCAAUGCGGCAAGCGAGAUUGCCGACCGCCUGUUCGGUUCCAGUUCCGGUGCAGCGGCCAGUAGUGCCCAUCAAUCGAUUCCCCCGUCGGCAUCUGCCAUCAGAAAUUCCAAGAACACGGCUGAUCUAAAGUUGCUGGAAAAGCUGGUGACAUCGUUGCUCGAUGCUCAGAAUGCACCUGGGUCUGGAUCCGGUUCCGGUGCAGGAGGACGUAGCAGCGGCUCAAUGAUGCGGCGACUGCGGCCCAUGUCCAGAUCGUUCCGGUUGCCCAGUUCCAUUAGGAGACACAACAACAACAGCAAUCAAAGUAACGUCGAUGGAACCGGGAAUGUUGGGCUGGAAGAGCGGGGCAGAACGAUGCCAACCAUCCGGGAAUCCGCUGGCAGUGGUCAGAGAGUCAACUCCUGGGGAAGUCGGAGCCAGAGUGGAAACGUUCGUCGGAUUCUGGAUUCCAUCACCAAUGCACCGCAAAGGUUUAGCCAAUCAUUGGCCGGUCGUGGUCAGGAAGACGAGGACGAGGAGAGUAGCAACUUGACACAGAACAUUUUAUGAGCCAAUAACUAUAUAGUGAGCUUCACCAUUAAAGAGCACCUGAAGUAGAUGCUUGAAA
Molecule: messenger RNA, 786 nt
Organism: Uranotaenia lowii
Lineage: Eukaryota; Metazoa; Arthropoda; Insecta; Diptera; Culicidae
Exons: 3
Coding region: 18-728 (236 amino acids)
Source: RefSeq, a predicted model, not a curated record